AUGAUGUAUGUCAAUCGUAAUUUUUCUCCGUCCACUUGUCAAUUGAUUGAGACUGGUAUUUAUGCUUUUCAACUUGUCUUAGCGUAUUGGUUAAUGCUUAUUGCUAUGACUUUUAAUGUUUGGCUUACUUUUGCUGUAAUUUUGGGAGCUGCUUUUGGUCAUUGGUUAUUUGCAAAUAUUAAAUGUUCCCCUCCACGUCGCUGUUUUUGUCAAUCUUGUGGAAAUGGUGGAGGGGCUACUAGCAGUAAUGAUCCAGAAAAUAUUGAUAAUUUUGCUUCUGAUUUGUGUCAUUGAAAAAAAAUUUUUUUGGAGGAGGAGGAGGCUUGCUUUUGGAAAUUAUUUGGAGGUUUUGACUUUUUAAAAAUUUUUCUUUUUUUUCUUUUCACUUUUCUUUUCUGUUUGUUAUUAGAUUCUUGGCUGGUAGGGAUCGUCACAGGAACGGGAUUCCGUGCUGAGUGUUUUUCGAGUUUUUUGGGAUUGGGAUCCGCUGAAACUCCAAAGUAAAUGCCAAAAUUUUGGCCCCCCCUGAAAUCGACCCCCCUUUUCCACAUGUCAAGGGGGGGGGGCUUUAGCUCCAGAAGACCCCCCGCAAGGCCCUUGCAUUCAGUUAUGGAAUCCUGGGCCCGAUCUCUAUUCUUAAAGGUAUAUAAACAAAUAAUAUAUUUUUUUCCAUUUUGUAAAUAAAUUGUGACAAGUUCUAAAUUUUUUCGGAGGCUAAAAAAAAAUUUUUU
This is a messenger RNA of Meloidogyne enterolobii, 731 nucleotides long. The record is from the annotation of a GenBank genome assembly. Lineage: Eukaryota; Metazoa; Nematoda; Chromadorea; Rhabditida; Meloidogynidae.